UCAUUGUUCCCUUUCUCGCUUCCGAAGUGUGAUGUGUGUUGCGUCGCAAUUCCUUCGCAUUCGCAUUGAUUAUAAAGUGGACUUAUUUGUUUCCGAAUAUAAUUUUCUAUUUUGUUCUCUUCUUUAUUUUCACUUCUUUCUUUCCCUGCAAAACUCCAACUCUGGAUAAAUCAUUUUAACAUUUUUUGGAUAACUCUAAAUUAAACGAAUUCACCUACUCCCAGCAGACAUCACAGCAUUUUUAACAAUUGGUAGGAGACGGACAGUUUAGAAGUUAAACUACUGAAACCGUCUGGAUAUUUUCUGUUUCUCUUUUAAAUUGAAAGAGAUUCACUUCAGAGUUGUAUAUACCACCCCCGACAGUGCAUAGCCACAGCAAAAUAUAACAAAACAAAAAAAAACUAAAAAAAAACUCAACAAAAUAUCAAAAUGGCAGCGCAACCCCGAGGCGGUGGUACAGCCCAAAGACCAAAUGGAACAUCCCAAAACAAAACAUGCCAAUUUAAAUUGGUUUUGCUUGGUGAAUCGGCUGUUGGUAAAUCGUCGUUAGUAUUGCGUUUUGUCAAAGGUCAAUUCCAUGAGUAUCAAGAGAGUACGAUAGGUGCAGCAUUCUUAACACAAACCAUCUGUAUAGAGGAUACAAUUGUUAAAUUCGAAAUAUGGGACACAGCUGGACAGGAAAGAUAUCACAGCUUAGCUCCAAUGUAUUAUAGAGGUGCGCAGGCCGCAAUUGUUGUAUACGACAUUAAGAAUCAAGAUAGUUUUCAACGUGCAAAAACUUGGGUUAAGGAACUUCAUAAACAAGCCUCACCGAACAUUGUCAUAGCCCUUGCAGGUAACAAAGCGGAUCUAUCAAACAGUCGAGUCGUAGAAUACGAGGAAGCUAGGCAAUAUGCUGAUGAAAAUGGUUUAUUAUUCAUGGAGACAUCAGCCAAAACCGGAAUGAAUGUCAACGAUAUCUUUUUAGCUAUCGCUAAAAAACUACCUAAAAACGAUGGAGCUAACAAUCAAGGUAGCGGGCCUGGAAGGAGGCUUGGUGAAAAUGAACAAAGCAGACAGACGAAUAACUGCUGCAAGUGAUGUCCUUUUGUAGGUAAGAUUGUAAAGAGAUUGCAAGUAAAAACAAAUCAUUGCGAAAUUUCGUCAGCUAGACUAUGUAAAAUAUAAAUAAUUAAAAAAAAAAAAACAAAAACUAAACAAAUGCAAAAUAUUACUUUAAAGAUUUCCAUUUUUUUUCUAUUUUUGUUAAAUAAAAACUCUUCCACGCCUCUGCCACUACUACUGCUAUCCAAUUACUUACAUAAAUCACUUUUUCUGUGGACAUAAUUUACAUAAUAAUGAAAAAUGCAAUAAAAUAAAACUUCUUCUUCUUCUUCGAACAAAAACAAACAAAUAAAAAUCUAAAGAAAAUAUCACACGCAACAGCUUUUUGAUUAAGAAAAUAUUCAUCAUGUAUGCAAUUUAAAAA
Molecule: messenger RNA, 1468 nt
Organism: Eupeodes corollae
Lineage: Eukaryota; Metazoa; Arthropoda; Insecta; Diptera; Syrphidae
Gene: Rab5
Product: ras-related protein Rab-5B
Exons: 5
Coding region: 430-1080 (216 amino acids)
Molecular function (GO): GTP binding; GTPase activity
Source: RefSeq, a predicted model, not a curated record